UCUAAAAUAUGUUUUAGCUGUAGUGUGUUGCGGUUAUGCGUGCCGUACUAACGUAUUAUUUUUUUUGUUUUGUACAUUAACCGUAUGAACCGUAUAAUAGUUAUUAGUUUUUCCGUUGAAUUCAUACGUAUACGCUAUUAAUUUAAUAUUACAAAUCGUCUUGUGUUUUUUAACGCUUGCUGCUCGUCGGUACAGAUCUAUUUCUUGAAUCUGACUAUAUACAAUAACGUUGUUAUUAUAAUUAAUACUAAUAAUUUAACUUAUCCGCGCUACCAUGAUUGUUUUAACUGUAUGACAUAUUUUUAAAGAAAUAGUUAAAUUUGUUUUAUUUGAGUAAUAUAAUAAGUGAAUAAAAUUAAUUAAUUACAUACACCGACGGUGAAAGCGUUUAAGACGGGAAAAUGUACACAUUAGAAAACGACAAAUUCAAUUCUUUUCAUCUUGAUCGUAAUAUAACAUCUAUAUUUAAGCAGUUGGAAGAUUUUUAUGAAUGGUCGGAAUCGGUGGCUGACGAACGAACUAAAGGAUGGAUAAUGGUCAACUCAGUAUGGACUACAAUAGUCAUAAUUUUGUGUUAUUACCUAACAAUAUGGCUGCUGCCAAAGUAUAUGAAAAAUCGUUCUCCAUUCAACUUAAAAAUUAUUAUGCUUGUAUACAAUGGCUUAAUGGUGGUGGUAAAUUCAUUUAUUGUUGUCGAGUUAGCACUAAUGUCCACUAAAUUGAAUUAUAGUUGGACGUGUCAACCAAUAACGUACGUCGAUGAAAAUGCUGAGCUUAGGAUAGCAAAAGCUAUAUGGUUGUAUUACAUGUCAAAAUUAGUGGAAUUUUUGGACACAAUUUUUUUUAUUUUGCGUAAAAAGGAUAACCAAUUAACUUUCCUUCACGUAUAUCACCAUUCUACUAUGUUCUUGAUCAUUUGGUUGGCCAUUAAAUAUAUCCCUGGUGGUUCAGCAUUUCUGCCUAUCUUAGUUAACAGUUUUGUGCACGUGGUUAUGUACACAUACUAUGCAUUAGCUAUUGCCUAUGGAAAUAUAUUUUCCAAGUUCAGGAUCUAUAUAACGUCAAUCCAAAUGGCACAAUUCCUCAUGGGAUUUAUUCUAGGAACAAAUGCCAUCUUUAACGGUUGCCAAUGGCCAUUAUGGUUAAGAUGCGUGUUCUUGUUUUACGUGAUCACAAUGUUAAUAUUGUUUGGAGACUUUUAUAGAAAAAACUAUAUCAAAAAAGCUAGCGCAAGAGAAAACGAAGGCGGAGUUGACAUGAAAAGGAUCUGAUAUUGUAUGUGUUCACGGCCAGUUAACUGGUUUUUAAAAAAUAAAUUGAUUGCUCUAAUUAUAAUUUACUAUAUAGAAUUGGAUAUAAUAAUUAAUAAUUAAUAUUAAAUAAAACCCCCACUCAAAUAACCUAACACUAUUUUGUAAACAUUUGUAUAUUGUGUGAUAUUUAAAAUUUCAAUUAUUUUUUAAAUUAUACCUUAGUUUUAAUAAUUAUGGUAAACAACCUUUCUUCUUUUCAAUUUGUAUGUUAUAAGUGUUAGAUAGGUACAAACAUUUUUUUAAAUUAAUUAUAUCAUCGAAUUUGUAAAAUAGCAUGUAGUAAUA
Messenger RNA from Adelges cooleyi (spruce gall adelgid), 1598 nucleotides. RefSeq names its product elongation of very long chain fatty acids protein 4-like. The coding region runs from base 402 to 1271 and encodes 289 amino acids. Lineage: Eukaryota; Metazoa; Arthropoda; Insecta; Hemiptera; Adelgidae. The transcript has 7 exons. Gene Ontology annotation, molecular function: fatty acid elongase activity. The record is from RefSeq and is a predicted model, not a curated record. Gene Ontology annotation, cellular component: endoplasmic reticulum membrane. Gene Ontology annotation, biological process: fatty acid elongation, saturated fatty acid; very long-chain fatty acid biosynthetic process; fatty acid elongation, polyunsaturated fatty acid.